This is a messenger RNA of Cydia pomonella (codling moth), 1111 nucleotides long. RefSeq lists its product as uncharacterized. The transcript has 7 exons. The record is from RefSeq and is a predicted model, not a curated record. Bases 146 to 1111 code for a protein of 321 amino acids. NCBI's taxonomy places the organism in Eukaryota, Metazoa, Arthropoda, Insecta, Lepidoptera, Tortricidae.
AAAACGCGCCGCGUCUUACUUGACUUGAAUAGUCUUUACGUAAGCAGUGUCUAGUGCGUUACAGUAUUGGUGUGCAUGUCGUGCAAAUAAUAGCAAUGAAGCGGAGCGCUCGUAUUCUAAGUUUGUUAAUAAAAGAUUUACAAAAAUGGGAGACAGCGAAGAUAUACAGAUUGAUUUAUCACAAUACGCUCAAGAUCCAUACCAACUACAAAUCGAAUUUGAUGAUAGUGAUUUAUAUAAAAAAGUGAGGAAUACUAUCUCCAAUCCUAAACCCAAGAAACGUACAACGAAAGUAAAUAAUAAAAUAAUUAAACGGAACCUUGAUCGUCCUCCAUGUUUUGUCAUAAACAACGAAGCAGGCCGAGGUAGUAAGCUGAUAAGAAUUCAAAUAAUCUACAUCAGAGAUGGAGUACCGAAUCAAAACGGGGAAGAUAAUAAUAUAGACAUUACAUGUCUUGAGGGCAUGCAAGAUGAGGAAUUGAAGAUUUUAAUUCCAGAAUCAAAACUCAGAGACCGGAUGAAAUUCAAAAUGGGUCUCAGGAAAUACAAAGACGACAUGCAGACAAUAGCAUCCAUGAGCCCAAUCUCUAGCCAACAUUUAUUGGAAAUUCUCACUGGAAAUGACCAGCCUACAACCACAAAACCAGUCCAAAGGAAUAAAGAUGCUAACCAGAUUGUUUGUAUAGAUAGCCAACGCGGAGCCGCAGCAAAUCCAUCCAUAACACACAUCGCGGAGAAGAUAGACAUGACUCAGCAGCUGAGGGUUGUCUUGGAGCGGAUACCACCCAAAAGAUUAGCACAAUUGAGAUCUGGGGAGCCGAAGGCGAAGUGCUCAAAGUUGACGACUACCACAACAAAGAGAGUUGACUUGAUGUCUGCCAGCCCUGAUGAGGAUUUUCCAAUUGCGCAAAAUAUUCACCAUCAAGUUCAAUCUCCAACCAGUGAACCAGAUGAUGAAUCUGCUUCUGCUGCAACAAGUCCCCAAACAGUCAGUGAUACUGAUGUCUCUGAUAAUGAAGAACAUUCGGUUCCAGAGAGAUCUUUUGAGAAUGCCGACCAGUACGCGUUCACGAUGAACAAUUAUAAAAAGCCGAAGGAGGUUGAAGCGUAA